This is a messenger RNA of Colletotrichum navitas, 1261 nucleotides long. RefSeq lists its product as uncharacterized. The transcript has a single exon. The record is from RefSeq and is a predicted model, not a curated record. NCBI's taxonomy places the organism in Eukaryota, Fungi, Ascomycota, Sordariomycetes, Glomerellales, Glomerellaceae. Bases 155 to 886 code for a protein of 243 amino acids.
GUACGGAGUAAUGGGAAGCCAGGAUUCGUCCAUGGGGAUCCAUUCACCCCUCCCCCAGUGACCUUUCCCCGCCGCACCGGCGCCUUACGGACACGUCCAUCGCUCGGGAGGCCGACCAUCGUUCGCUCUUUGCCAAAGGACGCGGCCACGGGCCAUGCUCCAUGCUCCUUGUUCCUGGAGCCGGCCACUGCGUUCGCUGCGUCCACACCCAAGAGGUACAUUGCCGCGUAACUUUGUUCGGUCGUACCCUGCGCACACUGUGGGAUGCGAAGGGGGAGAGAGUACAAGAGGGAAACAGAUGGAGAGAGAGGGAGAGCGCGUGAGAAGGAGAAAGAGGAAGAGAGAGAGGACCAGUCCCCAUCGUUCCCCAUGUACGGAUACGGAGUACCCAGAUUCCUCCCCCCUUCCAAGUCCACGCCCCUUUUUCCCAGCCCACCCCAGUCCACCUCCCUUCCUCCUCUUCCAGUCUCUUUCCCUCCUCCCCCCAAUCGCCGCUCGCUCUGAGGUGAGUGAAGGAAGUAGGAGGGAGUGGGUGGGCGUGUGUAGUCGUGCUGCGGUGCCAUAUUCUUACCCCUCCCCUCUCUCUUGCACCUUCUUCUUAGCGACCUGGUGGUGGGAAACGGCCAAUGGAGGGAUUCGUGCUCGUCCCCGACCAGCGCUUUUUUUGUCGGUCGUGGCCAGGUACUUGUUGGACUGGACCGUCUGGUCUCUUUCGUCCAUCGUUGGAGUUUCUGGGGCCCCUCCUAAACAUCCUCUGUCUCGUGCCCACAACUUUUCCCUCUCCAUCAGUUCCGUUCUCGAUACAAAGAGAAACGGAAGAUUUCAGAAGGAGAAAAAAAAGUUGAAGUCGGCCUGGACCUCGACAGCCCUGUUGAUCACCAGUUGACUAACCCCCAAGGCUCCCCCCCUCGAACCCCCCAACUCGUUCAAUACCACCACUACCCCCUCUCACCACAUGCGGUCGGCUGGCCCACCUCGGAGCCACUACGUACACCCGCCCACAGACACACCCCUGCUGAAUCCCCAAAAUAAUAUUAUUUCUCGCCCGGAGGCUUGUCUUUGCGACUCACUCAUCACCUGCCUAUCUGUCAACCACCUUCGAACAACACUACACAACGCAACAGCGUCGACCAACGAUCACACUCUCACCAUUAUCUUGCGAGGGAAAAAGUGUUCGACUCACGGUGUCGAACCUGAUCACUAUCGGUAGUUGGCAAUGGCCUCUUCAAAAGUAUGCCCAGAACGGGGAUUCCAACCCAUG